Messenger RNA from Dovyalis caffra, 159 nucleotides. NCBI's taxonomy places the organism in Eukaryota, Viridiplantae, Streptophyta, Magnoliopsida, Malpighiales, Salicaceae. The record is from the annotation of a GenBank genome assembly.
UCAGUGGCACGUUCCAGGAUCAGAUCAGAAAGGGAGUUUGAGGUUUCUUUAUAUAGAUUCGCCUUUGUUACAGAAUCGAUUGUUCAAGAAGGAGCUCUUAUACGGUUUAUGCAUCGAAUGCAAGCUGCUAGAGAUAGAGAAUUGAGGGAUGACCCGUGA